Molecule: messenger RNA, 1027 nt
Organism: Cuscuta campestris
Lineage: Eukaryota; Viridiplantae; Streptophyta; Magnoliopsida; Solanales; Convolvulaceae
Source: the annotation of a GenBank genome assembly
AACCUCGCAGCUUCUGUUCUUCUGUCUAUAAAUACAUUCCUCAACCAAUAAAGGAGGUUUUAAGCAGCAGGUUCUUAUCGCAGACGGAGCAGAUAUUUUGGAUCAGAGAUAAGCAUUUGAGAAAGGAAGGAUGGCCUUAGUGUCUGGAGGAAGGUCAGGACUGAACCCAAAUGCGCCCUUGUUUGUUCCUGCUUCUGUGCGUGCGUUGGAGGAUUUCUCACCGGAAUGGUGGAACUUGAUGAACUCUGCAACAUGGUUCCAUGACUAUUGGCUCAGCCAGCAGCAGGAGGAUGGGAUGAGAUAUGGUGAAGCUCUGAAUGACGAUGAUGUUGUCUCUCUGUUGCCAGAGACCAUUGAUGUUGAUGUUGAUGAGGAUGUCUUGAACAUGGAAGCUCAGUAUGAAGAAUUUCUCCAAUCAAUUGCAAGGGAGCAGGUGGCAUCUCUUGCUGGUUCCAUGCCCAUGCCAGAUUCAUCCGGUUUAUCAAAGCAGUCAUUGCUAAGGAGUCUGAGCUUUCCAAAUGAUAGGGACUUCAAAUCGGCAUUUGAGGCACCGAAGUACUAUGAGAAGCCCGCAAAGACUGUUAGCCCCAAAUGGAACACUCGCAUCAUCCACCAGCCUCGCUGAGUAUUUUAACAUUUGGGGUCGGCACUUCUGAUGUGGUUACUCAGUUGUCUUCUGUAGUGUGUUCUUUCCUUUGCUGUUGUGUAUAGAGCAAGGUAUGUAGGUGCCCACACUUGUAACUAGCCUUGUUCAUGUCCAAAUGUAUGAAGCAGUGUUUAGCAAAAACUUGUUUUUCAAAUCUUCACAAAAACGAUAUGAUGAAAAGAAAAAAAACAUUUUAGUUGCAUUUCUUCUGCUUAUGAGAGAAAAUGUUGACCAAAAGUGUUGCUUGAUUGCUGUGGGCUUACAUGUAAAAGUCCAGCAGGGGUGAGCUAUUUUGGAAUUUGGAGUUUCUCUUGGUAAGCGUACGUUUUACCUCAUUCCUAAAAAUAUGCAUGUGAGAAUUACUAAAGAGAUGGAUGCUAA